This is a messenger RNA of Leptopilina heterotoma, 744 nucleotides long. RefSeq lists its product as uncharacterized. Bases 1 to 744 code for a protein of 247 amino acids. Lineage: Eukaryota; Metazoa; Arthropoda; Insecta; Hymenoptera; Figitidae. The transcript has a single exon. The record is from RefSeq and is a predicted model, not a curated record.
AUGUCACUCGAUUCGGCACAACAGUUAGUAGACUUGAAAGGCGAAAGAAGAGUACUUAGCUCUAAAUUCACGAAAUUUGUUAUUUUUAUAAGCAAUGAGCAAAAUAAGGCAAAAUUUACUGAAAUUCGUUUGCGGGUACAGAAAAUCGAAGGCAUUUUAGAGAAAUUUGAAGAGGUCCAAUCUCAAAUUGACGCAUUAUCUAAUGACACAAAUUCCACUGAUUAUGAUUCUUUCGAAACAUCUUACUACAGUGAGUUGAGUUUUGCCCACGACUUGCUUAACAAUGAAAAUGCACGGGUAUUAAAUAAUGAACUACAAGCAAACGUCGUGCAUCAAAACUCUUCUUAUCAAAGUCAUAUUCGUUUGCCAACUAUCGAAUUAGCUACCUUUGAUGGUGCAUACGAUAAAUUAUUAGACUUUUUUAAUUCAUUAACAUCAAUGGUUCACGAUAAUCGAGAUCUCUCCGACUUACAAAAAUUGCAUUAUUUAAGAUCGUGUCCUAAAGGAGAGGCAAUGUCAAUUAUCUCUUCGCUAGAAUCUUCGGUAGAAAAUUACUCAAUCGCUUGGGAGUUGCUUAAAAAACGAUUUGAUAACAAACGUAUCAUAAUUCGAACUCAUGUAGACGCGUUAAUAGAAUAUCCAAAAUUGGGAAAAGAAUCUGCUCAAGAAUUGAAAAAAUUACUAGACCUCGUGCAAAUUCAUUUGCGAGCUUUAAAAUCAUUAAAUGAACCGGUAGAUUCGUAG